GUCAUUUCCUUUCCAACGGACAGAAAAUCAAUAAAAACUAAUUCUUCGAACAAACAUCUAUCUGACGUGUCACGUGUUACGUACUAAUUUUGUAUUUCAGUAGUGUUAAAUAAAAUCUAUGAAAUACGCCAUGACAAUAAUGGAGAACGUUCUUAGCAAUAAAUGGCUUGAGUUGUUGGAAAUAAGUACAAACUGAAAGCAAUGGAGAAACAAAUGCAGGCGAGAACGUUGAACAAAUCAGCGUGUUGGAUAUGUUUAGUGCCACCAUGGGGAUUCACAGACCGAGAAGAAGAAAAGCUAUACUCGGCGUAUACGCAGCGACAGCGGCAGCGAGCUGUGCCCCGGCUGCUAGCCACCGGCGCGCUGAUGCAGGCGUUCGCGGUGGUGGUGCCGGGGGAGCGCGACCUGUCCUUUGCGUACGCCUCUGUCGCCAUAGCCCUGGUAGCUAACCUGAUCCUGGCGUCCGCGUACGUGUGCGUGCGCCCUGCGCGCCCCGUCCUCAACCAUGUGGCGUGGCUAGUGCUCUGGACUCAACUGUUAGUGAGCGCCUCUCGUCGGUUAGGAGAUUCGUACAACGAGUUACUUGGCUGGGCCGUAGUGCUUCAAUAUUUUACCCUCGCUACCCUACCUUUGCAUCAUGUGUUGCUCAUAUUGUACAGCUCAAUUUCGUUUUGCGGGUAUCUUCUGGUGCAAUACUACAAUGCUUCAACAUCAGAGACCAGACUGGCUGACGACUUCUACUUUCAGCAAAUAGCAAAUGGUGCACUGCUACUUGGUGCGACGAUGCUGGGAGGCACGGCAUAUGCUAUCAGUGAAAAGCAACAACGUAGUUCAUUCCAAGAAACCAAGAGAAGCUUACGUGAUAAACUCACAAUUGAACAACAGAGCAAAGAACAGGAGCGGCUGCUGCUAUCGGUUCUCCCAGAACACGUCGCCGUGCAAAUGCGGAAGGAACUCGGUCUGAUUGAUACGCAGUUCAAAAAAAUUUAUAUGUCUCGACAUGAAAAUGUCAGUAUUCUGUAUGCGGACAUCGUAGGCUUCACUGCUAUUUCCUCAACAUAUUCAGCACAAGAUCUCGUCGCCAUAUUGAAUGAGCUGUUUGCUCGUUUUGAUCGACUUGCUGAGAAAUAUCAACAGCUUCGCAUUAAAAUUCUGGGGGAUUGUUAUUAUUGCAUCAGCGGAGCGCCUGUUGAGCGUCCUGACCAUGCCGUGCUCUGUGUGCACAUGGGACUUUCUAUGGUCAAAGCCAUUAAAUAUGUUCAGCAGACCACAAACUCGCCAGUAGACAUGCGAGUGGGCAUCCACACAGGUGCAGUACUCGCGGGAGUACUUGGCCAAAGACAAUGGCAGUUUGAUGUAUACUCACGAGAUGUCGAACUAGCCAACAAGAUGGAGAGCAGUGGCAUGGCUGGACGCGUACAUGUUUCCGAAGUAACGCUGAGUUUUCUGAACGACGAGUUUGAAGUAGAGCCCGCUCAUGGAGAACGGCGCGAGGAAAUGCUGCGCCAGGCUGGCAUCAAGACGUACUUCAUCGUGCGAGUUCUCAAACCGUUUCAAGGAGGCGAGGAGAAGAGUGCACCGGAGGGCGAGGCCGCGGAGGGUGGAGACGCGGCCGACACGCUCUCCGACCUCCGAGACGAUGACGAGGACUCGGUUCUGUCGCCACAAGACGAGAGCAAGGACAACGAAGAACAGAAAAUACUUAGCAUGUUGCAAGAAGAGCUGGUGAAUAGAGACGAUGACAAGGAGCUAGCAGACGGGACGACGUUAUGCCUGACGUUCAAAGCGUCGGGGGCGGAGGACGUGUACGCUCGGCGAAGCGAUCCGUGCCCGCUGGCCAUCGCCGCGCCGCCGCUGAUGCUGCUCCCGGCCGUGGUGACGCUGGCCAGCUUCGCGGUGCCGCCCACCUGGUCACUGCAUGCCGUCUACCUCGCGCUCGUGCUAGAGACCGGCCUAAUCAACGUGGUUUAUUACACGUGCUAUCGAUAUUCACAGUAUAAGAAAAAAAUAGUGAGUCCUUAUUGGAAGCUAACAUGCGGAACGUUCAACAUCGCGAUGUUUGUGGCCGCGAACAUUGCGCCACUGAUAAUUUGCGGUAAUUUCGAGACGAUGCUUCUGGAGGAUGGGCUUCGAGACGACGCGCCUGCGCACAGCGGCGCACGUCGCUGCAUACAUCCUUCUUACUACUAUCAUGUGGGUGCGGGCGCAGCUUGCGGCGCGCUGUGGGUGUCGCCGUUGGGUGUAUGUGCGCGCAGCGUGCUGCUGGCUCUGCUAGCCGCCGCGCACGCCGUGCCCGCGCUCCUGCACCCCGCGCUGCUGCUGUCGCGGCCCUCGCUCGACCGCGACCCCUACCGCGUGCGCUACAACGCCACCACCGACUACGACGAACACCUACUGGCGAUACUGGCUCGUAUCCACGGCGGUCGAAACAUAAUCAUGCUGUUCUUCAUAGUGGUGGCGCUCCUGAUAUUCAAUAGAUACGUGGAAUCCCUGGAGCGUGCCCGUCAUUCCCGCGGGGAGCGCAUGCGGGCACAAGCGGAGCAAGCUGGUGACUUGCGACGGCGCAACCAGGCGCUCAUCCACAACGUGCUGCCGCCGCACGUGGCGCGUCACUUCAUGGGCGCGCGCCACCACCAUCGCGACCUCUACAGCCAGAGUUACGCGGAGGUCGGCGUGCUAUUCGCCUCCAUGCCCAACUUUUCAGAGUUCUACUCCGAAGAAACAGUCAAUAAUCAAGGCCUAGAAUGUUUACGGUUUCUGAAUGAAGUCAUAUCAGACUUCGAUCUGUUACUUGAAGAUUCCAAGUUCAGUAAGGACAUAAUCAAAAUAAAAACUAUCAGCUCCACGUACAUGGCUGCGUCAGGCCUAAACCCAACGCGACAAAUGCAGCCAUCAGACGGGGUGCUAGUGCGAUGGGCGCACCUGGCAUGUCUGGUGGAGUUCGCGCUAGAGCUGCAGCGCGUGCUCGCAGCCAUCAACGAGCAGUCCUUCAACCACUUCGUACUGCGCAUGGGCGUCAACCACGGGCCCAUCACCGCCGGCGUCAUCGGCGCGCGCAAGCCCCACUACGACAUAUGGGGGAACACCGUCAAUGUUGCGUCUCGGAUGGAAAGCACCGGCAAAGCUGGCUGCAUUCAGGUGACAGAAGAGACUUGCGAGAUCCUGCAGAGUUUCGGCUAUUACUUCGAGCAGCGUGGCCUGGUCGCGGUCAAGGGCAAGGGCCAGCUCAUGACCUACUACUUGCAGGGCAAGCGCGACACGCCCACCGGCCAGACGGACAAACACACUGUGGAGCCCCCAGCUCCGGAGCCUGGAGCCGGCGACGCGUUGCUAGCCAAUGGUGACGCCGCAGACGGCUGCGACCCGCUGCGGGCCCCGGCUGACGCAGAUCGGCCCCUACUGCCAGCCUGAAUACUGCCCUGCAUUCCAUACUACAAUAAUAUAGGCGUAACCACUAAAUAAACUGUCAUAAACUCAUACCUUCAUUCUCACAGCAAUAAAAUAACUCUCUCUAAAAAUACUGCUACACACGAAGUGGCACUUUUGAAUUAGAUCAGAAGUAGGUGUUGUAUAGGAAUAUACCUACCUAUAUUUUUUAAAUGUUUCAAAAAAUUAUUGAUAUUUACGUUAAUUUAUCUGCCGUGUCUAAAAUCUCAUUUCAGUGUGUGCAUAAAUUUCACAGUUUUCAUAAUGCAGCUGUUAGAUGUCUGUAAAAUAGUACAAAGUAUGAGGAACAGUCGUCUUUCAAAGUGUCCUUCUUUUUCUUGAAUUUUGUAUGAAGAGAAAAGAGUUUUUGUAUGAUUGGCAAGGAGUGAUAGAAGAAAAUAAAAAAAAACUAAGGAUUCACCGUUGAGUGGCUGUAUUAAUAUUACUGCAGUAUUCAUAUAUAAAUUACCACACACAUAACAUACUUACCUAACAAAAGCCCAGAAGCCUUCAUUAAACAAGUCUUUAGUUUUUGUUAGACGUUUGUUUGUUUGAAGUAGUUUGCUAUAUUGAAAUGCUUUUUAUAACAGAUGCGACAAAGCAAGCUCAAAGUAAUUGGAUUGAAGACGCGUUUACUUAUAUCUAUUAAGCAGUUAAAAUUAAUAGACUUAUCGAUAUGGUGAGAAGCACUCUUCACAUGAAAAAAGGAGUGUUUUACCAAUUUUUUGAAAUAACAACGAUAACAAAUAAGCUGAACUUGUUUAUUCAAAACUAGACUAAACUAGUUACCCUGAAUCUAGUUUCGCCGGUAAACAAGUAUUCUUAGAAUGCAAACACUGCACACAAUGAUUUUUCUCACACUAACUUAAGGCAUUAUACAUAGAUACUAAAUUGGUAAAUAAGUAUUUAUUUUGUAAAACCAUAGACGUAGAAAAAUAAUAGUUAGUGCUUGAAUAUUGCUGUCAUGAAAUCAUAAUUGCCAGUUGCCUAUUAAGUUUUGGUUAAUAAUAAUGAGAAAGUGAGUGCUGUCUAAUGGUUGUUACGUAAGGUUUACAUUAAUACUGCUUAAGCCUAUGACGUUUAUAUGUAAUUGUAUUGUAUUAUCUAUUCUUACGACAAUGACUAAUCAAACUGGAAACAAUAAUCAUUCUUUUUUUUGCAAUUCAAUAUUUGAAAGAUCAAACGAUACGCCUCAUGGUUGGUUGAGUUCAUUUACCCUUUUGGAUAUCGACAUCGACUACUUCUAAUAUAACUGUUUACAGCUCUAGGUAAUGAAUGUGACUUUUAACUUAGUAUUUAAUAACUUAGUGAUGUGAUCACGAUGUUAUACUUUCUACUGGCUCAUUGUAUGCAGUAGGUAAGGGCCACAACUAUGAUUAAUUAGAGAAAUGGACUAGCGAUCUAGUCUUGUUAUUCAAAAUAAAGUGUAGCAAUAAUAAAUUAUAAUUUAACUUAUUAUUCAGGGUAAUAAUCACUUCAAACAACAAACAAAUCUAGGAGUUUAUCAAAAGAUCUGAUAAAUAAAUAGUUUAUCGUUGUGGUAAUCCGUAUACCCAUCUAUUGGGGUGGGUUUAGCUUUACAUUGCAAUGAGAACUUUUGUAUUCGGUGUAGCUUUAUAUUACUUUGUGCGUUCUAAAUCCAAUUCAUUAUCAUUUAAGUGUCCAGCGGACUCGGAGGCACUAAACUGCCUUCAUUAUUAUGAUAAACUAUUCUUGUUUUCAUUCUGCGUCUGAUAUAAUAAUUCAUCGAUAAAUCAAUUUAUGGAUUUUCUUACUGCACAAGUCUUGACCCACCCUAAUAGUGUAUUAGAAAGAAUUGUAAAUUUUAACAAAUAAACGCAUUAAGCUUAUGGUAUCUAUUAUUUCAGGUUAAAAAAAAUGGUUCAGGAGCCCAUUAUUUUGGUGGGUAGUGUUAGUAAGGGUAAAUAAAAGGAAGCCAUUCCGCGUAAAACAGCGAUAAGCGAUAGCAUCUGUUGGUAGUGGAGACCAACCCCGAUAUAGCAAACAGAUGACGACGAAGGUUCAACAGCUCAUCGAUUCAUACAUAUGCAUCUUUUUUAUACCGAAUAUAUUGUUUUGUAAUUUUCAUAUACGUAUCUGAGCUUUAACAAAAAUAUUGUGUAAUAUCUAAGAAAUAUCUUACAUUUCACAGAAAAUCAAGAAAAAAAUGUGUUGACUGAUUCUAUAAGAAACCACAAAUAACAUUUAUUGCCUAUAAACCCAGUUUCGUUAGCCUUUCAAUACCCACAAACUCCUUUUUGUUACCUACUUUUUGAACAAUUUAUUAUAAUUUUAUUAUUAUUGUAUUAGGCACAUUGUGCAUCCUUAUUUUUAUACUUUUAUAAUGUUAUAUCAUGAACAAACUGAUAUCGAUAAAGAUUCAAAAUGGAACCUACAUGAGCAGAUACAAGUUUCGCGAGUUACAUAACAGUGUUUUUGCAGUAAAUCUUAUAUAGUUGGUGUUGCCUCAUCUUUGGAUCUUCAUGUAUUUAGGUAGCUAUAUUGUGAUAUUGAUUGUUAGGUACUUAGAACGUUAGCAUCAGUGUCGCUUGAAUCUCAUCAGACGGACGCGUCUGUGCCAGUGUGUAAUCAAUUAAGAGUAGAAUAUUAUGUACUACGUAUUAGAGUAGGUGAUACAAAUAUAAUGUAACAUCAUUAAAUCUGUGCUUUCAUAAUUCGCCUAGAGUAUCUUCUUAGCCUAAGUAUUUAUUGUGUACUUUUGUAUUAGAGUAUAAAGUAUCUACUAGGACGUAACAUAGGUGUCAUCUUCCGAGUAGGUCCUUGCACAGAUCUAUCAUAGAUACAUAUUGUUUAAAUACAUAUUGUGUAGGUAUCUCAGUGGUGAUAUUAUUACUGUAAUUCGUAUUUAGGUGUAUGUAGAAAGAUGAUUUUAUUUUCUUUCUCUCUAGUGAUAUUACCUACUUCCUGUGAUUUGUGACUAUUAAUAAUUUUAUACAUGUUCUAGCUCAAACUAAAUCUGGAGGUUGAACUUCUCUUGGCUAUAAUUUUAUUAAAUAAAGCAAUAUCUACA
Messenger RNA from Helicoverpa zea (corn earworm), 6457 nucleotides. It is a transcript of the gene Ac3, whose product is annotated as adenylate cyclase type 8. The record is from RefSeq and is a predicted model, not a curated record. Gene Ontology annotation, biological process: cAMP biosynthetic process; intracellular signal transduction; adenylate cyclase-activating G protein-coupled receptor signaling pathway. Gene Ontology annotation, molecular function: adenylate cyclase activity. The coding region runs from base 202 to 3411 and encodes 1069 amino acids. The transcript has 20 exons. NCBI's taxonomy places the organism in Eukaryota, Metazoa, Arthropoda, Insecta, Lepidoptera, Noctuidae.